Molecule: messenger RNA, 1371 nt
Organism: Pyrenophora tritici-repentis Pt-1C-BFP
Lineage: Eukaryota; Fungi; Ascomycota; Dothideomycetes; Pleosporales; Pleosporaceae
Product: AroG, 3-deoxy-D-arabino-heptulosonate 7-phosphate (DAHP) synthase
Biological process (GO): aromatic amino acid biosynthetic process
Cellular component (GO): cytoplasm
Molecular function (GO): 3-deoxy-7-phosphoheptulonate synthase activity
Source: RefSeq, a predicted model, not a curated record
GCGCGAAUAGUCCAGGUCAGCUCACGAUCUCUUGCUUAGACGGUAUCAAGUCUGCUCUCUGUGAAAGACACAUACUAUAUUGCUCCACGCAGUCUAUUGAAGCAGACUGGCCCACAGACAUGUCCUUCCACAUUGAGAACCCUGCCGUGGGCGACCCUGCCAACUCUGAAGACUGGCGCAUCAAGGGAUACAAUCCUUUGACACCGCCAGACCUUCUUCAGAGCGAGAUUCCACAGACGGCCAAAUCGAGAGACACGGUGCUCAAAGGCCGCAAUGAAGCUGUCGAAAUCGUCCAGGGCAAAGAUGCGCAGAAGCGGUUACUCGUCGUCAUUGGCCCGUGCUCUAUCCACGACCCUCCUGCCGCGCUCGAAUACUGCGACCGGUUGAUGAAGCUCAAGGAGAAGUACCAGGAUGAUCUACUCAUCGUCAUGCGCUCUUACUUGGAGAAACCGCGUACAACUGUUGGUUGGAAGGGCCUGAUCAACGACCCGGAUAUCGACAACAGCUUCAAGAUCAACAAGGGCUUGCGCAUCUCAAGGCAGCUCUUCGUCGACUUGACUGAGAAGGGCAUGCCGCUGGCGAGCGAGAUGCUGGAUACAAUUUCACCCCAGUUCCUUGCGGAUAUGUUCAGCGUGGGUGCAAUUGGCGCCAGGACCACCGAGUCGCAGCUACACCGCGAGCUUGCCUCGGGUUUGUCCUUCCCCGUUGGCUUCAAGAAUGGCACAGAUGGUACGCUUGAUGUAGCUGUUGAUGCCAUCGGCUCGGCCAAGCACCCUCACCACUUCCUCUCCGUUACAAAGCCCGGUGUUGUCGCCAUUGUCGGCACCAUUGGUAACGACGACUGCUUUGUUAUCCUGCGCGGCGGCAAGAAGGGCACCAACUACGAUGCCCAGAGUGUGAAGGAGGCGCGCGAGAAGCUCGAGUCCAAGGGCAUGAACUCGCGCUUGAUGAUCGACUGUAGCCACGGCAACUCGGAGAAGAACCACAUGAACCAGCCCAAGGUUGCACACGCCGUGGCCGAGCAAAUUGCUGGAGGUGAGACGGCUGUUAUGGGUGUCAUGAUUGAGAGCAACAUCAAGGCGGGCACUCAGAAAGUACCCAAGGAAGGCAAGGCCGGGCUUGAGUACGGCAUGUCCAUUACUGAUGCAUGCAUCGACUGGGAGACGACAGAGAUGGUGCUGGAGGAGCUUGCUGGCGCCGUUGCGAAGCGACGCACGCUGCUCGGCCAGAAUGGCGCUUAACCAAGAUUUCUUUCUUAAUCAGUCGUCUGUAGAGACGGCGUAGGGUCGGUCCUGGCGUUUCUUAUUUCACCAUCCAGUGGCACUUGAACAGCAGCCAAUGUAUACGAAUUAUGAGGGCAAAAGAACAAAA